Esox lucius (northern pike) is the source of this 889-nucleotide messenger RNA. Its product is annotated as proteoglycan 4. Bases 25 to 639 code for a protein of 204 amino acids. The record is from RefSeq and is a predicted model, not a curated record. Lineage: Eukaryota; Metazoa; Chordata; Actinopteri; Esociformes; Esocidae. The transcript has 3 exons.
GCACUGUGGAGUUGUUUCUUGUUGAUGCUGCUGAGAAUUCUAAUAAUGGGAGCUGUGGAUGUGGUCUGGGUUGUUGUACUGAUUGUUGGGAAUGUGAAAGUGUCUUGUUUCCCUUUUGGUGAGUCUCAGAAGUUUGAUGGAAUCUAUCUGAAGGGAUUUCAAGUAAAUUUGGACAAUGGAGGAUCUAAAGGAUCAUCUGCCACUGCUACAUCUGUAGUCACGUCAGCGUCUCCUGCCCCCACCCAUCAUGGGGAGCCCGUCGUCACGUCAGCGUCUCCUGCCCCCACCCAUCAUGGGGAGCCCGUCGUCACGUCAGCGUCUCCUGCCCCCACCCAUCAUGGGGAGCCCGUCGUCACGUCAGCAUCUCCUGCCCCCACCCAUCAUGGGGAGCCCGUCGUCACGUCAGCGUCUCCUGCCCCCACCCAUCAUAGAUUGUCUGAAAUUACAAAAGGCAUGUCUACUGAACUUGGUGCAACCACAGUCUCUCCUACCACCCAUGUGAUAACUGGUUCCAAAACUAGCAUGUAUGCUGACCACCGUCACGACGGGGACCAUUACGACUAUGACUGCCAGAACUGCUAUGGUUAUGGCUGUAGUUGGGGUCUCUGUCGUGGCUGUGACUGGAGUCGCUGUUCCUAGCAGUUCCAAUGAGCUUAAGUCCAUAGCAUCUGGUCACGUGACUCCUACCACCACAGACCUUCUGAAGAUGCAAUGUUUUCUCCAACUUGCAUAACGAUUGGGUGUAUUCUAGGAACAUGGCCUGUGAUAUCGCCUGUGUCAGGUUGCUUGUUUAGUGUCUGAGGUAACGCAUGGUGUUCACAAUCAAGUGUAUUGGUUGUUCGUCUUCAUCUGUUCCUCUAAUAAACUUUUGACGUUACUACUUGCAUUG